This is a messenger RNA of Zychaea mexicana, 1174 nucleotides long. RefSeq lists its product as uncharacterized. Bases 99 to 1034 code for a protein of 311 amino acids. The record is from RefSeq and is a predicted model, not a curated record. NCBI's taxonomy places the organism in Eukaryota, Fungi, Mucoromycota, Mucoromycetes, Mucorales, Lichtheimiaceae. The transcript is spliced from 9 exons. Gene Ontology annotation, cellular component: mitochondrion.
GUUUGCACCCUUCUUCUCUCACUUUCUCUUUUUUUUUUCUCACACGCCCACCCACAUACUUUUCUUAUCUUCCCAACAAACGCACACACAAAGAAAUCAUGUCCUGGUUAUUACGUUCCUCUCGUGGUAUUUCUGCUAGUAGGAGUAGUAAUUUACUAUCCCGAGCUGCUUUAUACAACUGCCAGAGAACUUUUAGCACAACGCCUACUACGGCUCUAGAGAAGACUCCAAGUGUACUGACACCGGGAAAGGUUGAAGAUUCUACUGAUGUGGACGAAAAGAAACGGCAGCAAAACAUCGCCAACGAGUUCAUUGAGGCUGUUCUUUAUGGUUCCAAGAAGACCAAGGAAGAGGAUAAUCAGACUCAUUCUAAGAUGCUGGCACGAGGAAAAUACGUUCAUGAGUUGCAGAAGCAUAAAGUCAGGCCUGACAAAGUCGAGGAAUACAUCAACCUUGUAACGUCUUACUUGCCCAAGAUUGCCAAUAAUCCACGAAACGAGCUUCAUCUCUGUGGUAGUUGGGAGGUUGUGAUUGGCGAACUGGAUACAUUUGUGCAUAUCUGGGAGUACAAGGGAUAUCCAGGUCAUCGCAAUACCAUGGCUCGCUUGGCUGAAGACCCGUAUAACGCCUUCUUGAAGCAACUCCGCCCGCUUCUCAUUUCGCGUGAGAACAAUGUGAUGCUUGAAUUUUCCUUUUGGAAGACGUCUCCUCCUAUGGAAACCAACGGGAUCUAUGAGCUGCGUCACUAUCAGCUAAAGCCUGGUCGUUUGCUGGAAUGGGAAACCGAAUGGCGAAAGGGUCUCGAGUGCCGACGUCAAUAUUGUGCACCAGUCGGUGCAUGGUUUAGCCAGCUUGGUGAACUCCAUAGCGUCCAUCACAUGUGGACUUAUCCUGAUUUGCAAACACGUAAAACGACGCGUGAAGAUGCAUGGAAUGUGGAUGGAUGGGCAGAGACUGUGUACAAGACAGUACGGUUGGUUGACAACAUGUCAUCCUACAUCCUGAAGCCUUUGACCUAUAGUCCUCUACGAUAAAAAUCCAUCAACGCAAUGCUUUGUACAACAGCAAAAGAACGAACAAAAUAGAGGAUCAUUGGCAAUAACAACAAGAAACAAACAAGCGUACAAAUAAAGUUUAGUCAAACUUGGUAAAACACAAGGAUGCAUUUGUACCA